AUGUGGGCAUCAGGAAUAAGUCAACCUAGUGUCUAUCAUGCCUUGGUCAUUAUAUUUCUGGAAUUCUUUGCUUGGGGCCUAGUUACCAGUCCCAUUAUAGACGUUCUAAAUGAAACGUUUCCACAACAUACAUUUUUGAUGAAUGGCUUGAUACAAGGUGUAAAGGGAAUGUUAUCAUUUUUAAGUGCACCAUUAAUAGGAGCUUUAUCUGAUGUAUGGGGUCGCAAACCAUUUUUAUUAUUAACUGUUACAUUUACUUGUGCUCCUAUACCACUGAUGCGAAUUAGUCCAUGGUGGUAUUUUGCCAUGAUAUCCAUAUCUGGUAUAUUUUCUGUGACGUUUAGUGUUGUGUUUGCUUAUGUUGCUGAUGUUACAACUGAAGACGAACGUAGUUCUGCCUAUGGUUUGGUGUCUGCUACAUUUGCUGCUAGCUUAGUAACAAGUCCAGCUAUUGGGGCUUAUUUACAGAAAGUAUAUAGUGAAAAUAUAGUCAUAUGGUUAGCCACUGCAGUAGCUAUUUUAGAUAUUAUAUUUGUAAUGGUUGCUUGUCCUGAAUCACUUCCAGAAAAACUACGCCCUGCCAGUUGGGGAUCCCAAAUUUCAUGGGACAAAGCAGAUCCUUUUGGAUCUUUAAAGAAGAUAGGUCAAGAUAAUUUAAUAUUAUUGUUAUGUAUCACUGUUUUCCUUUCCUAUUUACCAGAAGCUGGAGAAUAUUCUUGUUUCUUUGUAUAUCUUAGAUUAGUAAUGGGUUUUUCUGAUGAAGAAAUAGCAUCAUUUAUAGCUGUAGUAGGAGUGUUAUCUGUCAUAGCCCAGACGGUAAUUCUAGCAUUAUUAAUGAAAUAUUUAGGCCAUAAACAUGCCAUAUUAUUUGGAUUAGUGUUUGAAAUGAUUCAAUUAACAUGUUAUGGAUUUGGUUCUGAACCAUGGAUUGUAUGGACUGCUGGUACAUUAGCUGCUAUGUCGAGUUUAACAUAUCCCGCAAUUAGUGCUUUUGUCUCUGCCCAUGCGAGUGCUGAUAAACAAGGUGUAGCUCAAGGAGUUGUCACUGGCAUAAGAGGAUUGUGUAACGGUUUAGGACCUGCUUUCUUUGGUUUUAUUUUCUACCUCUUUCAUGUUAAUCUUAGUGAGUCUAAUCAAGCUAAACAUCCGCAUCAAUCUAAUACAUCCCAUAUAGACAUGAAUAACACCAUUCGUAAAUUAGUACCAGGACCACCAUUUGCAUUUGGAGCUGUUUUAGUGAUACUAGCUUUAUUAGUUGCUAUAUUUAUACCGGAAAAUCCUCAUAGUAAUAUACAUGUAGGAGUUAAACCAUGUAAUAAAAAAGUUUUAUCUAUGGCUUUACAGAAAGACACAGUAGUUAGUAAAAGACAUGAAGAAGAACCAUUGAUGAUAGAAGAUGAGUCUCCAGAAUUAUAGCACUUGAAGCCUGAAAUCUCUGAUGUCAAAAUUAGAAUCUAGACAAAAGUGUUGACUGUUGUGUGGUCAAAGUUUUUUAGUAACCAAAUGAUAGGAAAGUGUCUUAAAAGAAUGUCAGACACAGAUGGAUAAGACUUUGAAAUACAUCCAAUCAAAAUCACAGAAACCGUAACUGGUUAGAUUUCCUGAUGUGUCUGCUCCUUAUUGAUUUGGUGAAUGGACAAUUAGAUGAAUUAUUAAUUGUUAACUUAUGAUGUUAUUUAUUAUGUUAUAUGUGGUGUUUAGCACUCUACUUUGCUUCCUGUCUGAGGUCAAUUUACGCUUUUGUGCAAGGAAAAUUCAAAUUUUUUUUCUUAUGUUGUCCAGGUUUGAGUCAGUUAUACUAUGUUCUGAUAAUACAGAUCAACAACUUGGACACAAAAAAAAAAAAAACAUAAGAAAUUUAGUAUUAAAAAUUUUACUUUCAAUUUCAAAAGCUUCAGUCACUCAUACCCCAUCAAUGGCAUGCAUAUCGACACCUAAAUUGGCUUCAGACUACCUUAGAGAAUAAUGCUCAAAUUGGUGAUUUGUAAUCAAUAAACAUCCCAAUCAAAAACAUUUUCUUUAUUGUAUGAAUUUUAUUCAAUAGGUCAAUGGUUAAAGUGUAAAAUGCUUGAAAAGUUUCAAGUUUGAGAUGUAAGUGUAUUUAAAGGGACAUUCUACUUUUUUAGUAGGUCAAGAAUAUUUUUUUUGCUCAAUUUUUUACUAACAAAAUUUAGCUGUUAAAGAGUAAAAUUUUAAAAUUUGUUAUGCUUAUUGACAGUUGUUAAAAACUACCAUACAGAUUUAAAGAUGGGUUUCCUUAUUUUCAUUUAUGAAAAUGG
Messenger RNA from Lottia gigantea (owl limpet), 2279 nucleotides. RefSeq lists its product as hypothetical. The transcript is spliced from 13 exons. NCBI's taxonomy places the organism in Eukaryota, Metazoa, Mollusca, Gastropoda, Lottiidae. Bases 1 to 1416 code for a protein of 471 amino acids. Gene Ontology annotation, biological process: transmembrane transport. Gene Ontology annotation, cellular component: membrane. The record is from RefSeq and is a predicted model, not a curated record. Gene Ontology annotation, molecular function: transmembrane transporter activity.